Molecule: messenger RNA, 2495 nt
Organism: Rhopilema esculentum
Lineage: Eukaryota; Metazoa; Cnidaria; Scyphozoa; Rhizostomeae; Rhizostomatidae
Product: prolyl endopeptidase
Biological process (GO): proteolysis
Cellular component (GO): cytosol
Molecular function (GO): oligopeptidase activity; serine-type endopeptidase activity
Source: RefSeq, a predicted model, not a curated record
UUAAAAAUGGAUACAAAAGAGCAACAACAGCCCUUGUUGUUAUUCACUGAUCAAUUUUGAUUGUUGUAUUGUACUUAACUUGUAUGUAGUCUGGACUACAAGUCUGAAUAAGAAAGACGUAUAUUGUGUAGUACUCUAGGGAAAGGAAAUAAUUAUGUCGGGUAUCAAAUACCCAAGCAUUAGGCGUGAUGAAAGCAAUUUUGAUACAUACCAUGGCCAGAAAAUUUUAGACCCCUAUUUUUGGCUGGAGGAUCCUGAUUCGGAUGAGACGAAAAAGUUUGUUGAAGAUCAAAAUGCGAUCACAUCAGAAUAUCUCAAUGAUUGUGAGGUGAAGUCAAAAUUCUACGACAGGUUAAAGGAGCUUUGGGAUUACCCAAAGUAUGGCUGCCCUUUCAAGAGAGGAUCAAGAUACUUUUACUUUUACAAUUCUGGCUUGCAGAAUCAGAGUGUUAUGUAUGUUCAAGAAAGUUGGGGUGCAGAGGCAAAGGUAUUUCUUGAUCCCAAUGAACUCGCACCUGAUGGCACCAUUUCAAUCAAAGGCUAUGAAUUCUCAAAAGAUUCAAAUUUGUUUGCCUAUGGAUUGAGCAAAAAUGGGUCUGACUGGUAUAAAAUAAAGUUUAAAGAUGUUUCCACUAAAGAAGAUCUGCCUGAUGUCCUUGAAAAUGUAAAGUUUUCCUGCAUGGCAUGGACACAUGACAAUAAAGGUUUAUUUUAUAAUAGAUAUCCAAAAAUAGAGGGAAAGCAAGAUGGAACAGAGACAUCAAGCAAUAAGAACCAGAAACUCUACUACCAUCGAAUGGGAACUGAUCAAUCAGAGGACAUAUUGUGCGCGGAGCUACCAGAGAACCCUGAUUGGCUACUUGGUGCAGAAGUGAGUGACGAUGGCAGAUAUGUGUUGAUUUCAGUGCGAAAUGGCUGCGAUCCAGUGAACAAGCUUUACUAUGUUGAUCUUGAAACAUUGGGAUAUGAAAUCAAAGAUCGUCUGCCUUACGUAAAACUCAUCGAUAAUUUUGAUGCCGAGUAUGAGUACAUUGCUAACAACGGAACUGUGUUUACUUUCAAAACGAAUCUGAAGGCACCAAAGUACAAGGUCAUCAACAUUGACUUUGCCAAAUCCGAAAUGGAGAGCUGGAAAACUCUUAUCGAGGAAGACGAAAGGGAUGUGAUUGAGUGGGUUGGCUGUGUAAACAAAGACAAGCUGGUGGUGUGUGCGCUCCAUGAUGUCAAGAACAAGCUGUUUAUUCAUAGCCUUGUCGACGGAACGAGGCUACGCGAACUGCCGCUGGAUGUUGGUGCUGUUAUUGGCUACUCGGGAAGAAGGGAACAGACAGAGAUAUUUUACAAGUUCACUUCUUUUUUGGCACCUGGCACAAUCUUUCAUUGGGAUUUAACUGAUGAAUCCUCAGAACCAAAGGUUUUUCGAGAGAUCGAAGUGAAGGGCUUCAAUGCAUCAGAUUAUGAAACUGAACAGGUUUUUGUUGAAAGCAAAGAUGGCACAAAAGUCCCGGUUUUCAUUAUUCACAAAAAGGGAAUCGUUCUAGAUGGCAAUAAUCCGUGCUUGCUAUAUGGCUACGGUGGUUUCAACAUUUCCAUUUUGCCCGCAUUCAGUGUCAAACGGCUGAUUUUCAUUCAGCAUCUUGGUGGCGUGCUGGCCAUUGCCAACACACGAGGCGGCGGGGAAUACGGCGAGGAUUGGCAUCGCGCUGGAACGUACGAACGAAAACAAAAUGUGUUUGAUGAUUUUCAGGUGGCUGCUGAGUAUCUUGUCAAAAACAAGUACACAUCUAGUGAGAAGUUGGCAAUCGAGGGUGGUUCCAACGGUGGUCUGCUUGUGGCUGCAUGCGCAAACCAACGCCCCGAGCUAUAUAAAUGCGUCUUGUGUCAUGUUGGAGUUCUGGACAUGUUAAAGUUCCAUAAGUUUACGAUCGGACAUGCCUGGAUUACAGACUUUGGCUGUGCUGACAAAGAAGAUGGAUUUGAAUAUCUUAUUAAAUAUUCACCUCUGCACAACAUCCGCAAACCUGAGCAAGAGAAUUCCCAGUAUCCUGCUAUGCUACUCUUAACCGCUGACCACGAUGACCGAGUUGUACCACUGCAUUCGUUCAAGUUUAUUUCUGAACUCCAGCAUGUAAUGGGCUCAGCAGAAAACCAGACCAAUCCUUUGUUGAUAAGAAUCGACACGAAAGCAGGCCAUGGCGGAGGCAAGCCAACUGCCAUGCUCAUUGAAGAAGCGGCCGAUUCAUAUGCAUUCUUGGCGAGAAAUGUCGGGGCUGUUUGGAAGAACUAGGGUGCAACUACGCUGUCUAGGCCUGGUGAAGGGGGCGGCAUUUGAAGGGGGCAACAGAAUCAAUGGAUGGUGCAUUAAAUCGGCAUCAAUUUUUAGGUAGAGAAAAUUUUGAAAAUAUGCGAGUUUUAAUAUUUAUCUAUCAAGUAAAUUGAAUUCAAAUCCAAACUUAUAAAACUGAGAUAAUGUAUUUAUAAAAAGUACUCUAUGA